AUGGACAAUGAUCUUUACAAAUUCAAAGAAUUUUAUGUCCAAACGUACGAACGGCAGCACAAAAUUCCGAAUUUGACGCAGUUUACAGAAUACACGUUAAAGCUGGCACUAAGCAAUUUUUACAUCCACAAGAAAUCGAUGGAUUUGCAAUUCGGCCCAGAUGUAAAACUGAUAACUACGAGCAAGCUCUAUGCACCGGAUGAUGUAGUAGUUCAAGUUGUAAUGCCAAAUCUGGCGGUAAUUGAUUGGAUGCCACCGAAAAAAUUAGAUUGCGUGGCAGUGAAUUAUGAGGUGAAAUGGAUGCAAUAUUCAAAUAGCACUCAAGAAAAUCAAAAUUCGUUUCGCUUCAUAAAAGUCAAUAAACUAGAACAUACGACAAAUGGUGUCGUCACUGACAGUGUAAUAAAAACAUUCUACAUGGCCGAACCGAAUAAUUUAAGUUUGAAUGGGAUCGAUACAAACAGUAUGAAUAUCUCGUGGAUUCCAAGCGUUAAUCUGACGAUUCCUACUGAAUUCCUUAUACUGGAAUACAAAAAUGCUGCGUCACGGAAAAGGAUAUGGGAAAUUGCAAAUAAUAUUGAGAAGAAUAAUGAUAAAAUAACAUAUCACAUAGAAAAUUUAUUACUGCAAACUAAGUAUAUUAAGGAAUCAUCAAGAUUUGAAGGAUGGACACAACAUCAGUGCGAUAAAAAUGCUAAAAAACAAGCUUCUUCGAAAGAGAAAAAGGAAUUCUUGAAAGAGGCUAAACUUAUGAGCCACUUUCACAUGAAAUGUGCUAAGAAUAUUAGGCAUUUGUUUGAACACGGAUUCACUGUUACUUAUAUUGGAAUUAAUAGAACCUG
Nylanderia fulva is the source of this 842-nucleotide messenger RNA. The record is from RefSeq and is a predicted model, not a curated record. Lineage: Eukaryota; Metazoa; Arthropoda; Insecta; Hymenoptera; Formicidae.